Gasterosteus aculeatus aculeatus (three-spined stickleback) is the source of this 1599-nucleotide messenger RNA. The record is from RefSeq and is a predicted model, not a curated record. NCBI's taxonomy places the organism in Eukaryota, Metazoa, Chordata, Actinopteri, Perciformes, Gasterosteidae.
CCACACGCUCAUAGUAGAAGAAGAAAAGUAUUUCAUAACAAAACGUCACAUCUUCUGACCGCUGCUAUAGGAAACUGUGAUCCUCCUCCGGACUUUGCAUCCAUGUUGCGUUUGAUUGCCAAGUCCCUUUGCCUCCGGUGCCAGUGUGCCACGGCUAUACCUUUACACCUAAGACAGUGCUCGACACUGAGCUCAGCAGAGAACCAGCAGACCGUGGACGCUCUCUAUGAUCUCUCUGUGGACAUCCAGAAGGUCCGUCAACUAAAGAGCUGGGUUCUGCAUGAGUGCCCGGCCUACACCAAGCAGGUAGCUGACCUGCUGAAGGACAUGGGAGCCUCGGGCUCCGUCGUUGCCCGUAUCCUAGCAGGUCACCCUGAGGCUAUCCUGUGUCAUCCGGAUCAGAUGCGGUCUCAGAGGGAGCUGUGGAUGUCUGUGUGCCCAAAAGAGAAAGAGCUGGUUGGUAUAAUUGAGAAAUUCCCGGCCUCCUUCUUCACCUCUUCGAGCCACCACGACGACCAGCGGGACAACAUCGCCUACUUUCAGAGCCUCAACCUCAACAAUCGCAUCAUCACCAAGCUGAUGGCCAGCGCUCCACAGAGCUUCAGUCGGCCGGUGGAGCAGAACGAGCUGAUGGUGUGCACCCUGCAGCAGGCUUACCAAGACCUCGGGGGUGAGGAGGCCAACAUGAAGGUCUGGCUUCAGAAGCUGCUGAGUCAGAACCCCUUUGUUCUCCUCAAACGGCCCGAGGUGCUGAGGCAGAACCUGCUGUUUCUGAGAGACAAGGGCUUCAGCCCGGCCGAGCUCCUGCGCCUCCUGUCCAAGCUCAGGGGCUUUGUCACCGAGCUGAACCCGGAGUGCAUGAGCCGAACUCUAGCGUACUCCCAGGACACCAUGGGCUGCUCCGAGAAAGAGCUGCGGGGAAUCAUCCUCAACUGCCCGGCGGUGCUUUACUACCCUGACGUUAUACUAGCCGAGCGCUUCAAGGGCCUCCUCGGCGCUGGAAUCAGCAUGUCCCAAAUCAAAGAGGCUCCGACCGUUUUGGAGCUGACGACGCAGAUAGUGAAUUAUCGCAUCCAGCGACUGAGGGUGUACGGUUAUGACAUAAGGACGGGUAGUCUUGAGGUCCUAAAUGGCACUAAAAAGGAAUUUGAGAUGAGCUAUGGAAAAUUAAUGUUACGUAGAGAAAGGCCAAUUUUUAACCCCGUUGCCCCUUUAAAAGUAGAUGACUGACCGAGGUUGUGUAGACUAAUACAACAAAUUAAGGCUGUUCAAAUGUAUUGAGUGUUGGGGGAAAAUUGUUGAGCCUGCGUGGGGUGAGGCUCUCAGGAAUGUGACCUUUGAUGUGAGCCGGUGACUUAAGGCAGUCCAGGGUGAGAUAAGACACAGAUGGAACCAUACGUGCCCUGACUGACCUUUUAGAUGUUGUUGAUUGACCGGGUCCCUUAAGGGAGGGUCACGGGGUCACCCCUACGUCGUCUGGUACUUUUCCCUAACACUCCUCCUUGAGGGGUGGGCUCUCCUGUGCUGAGGCAGCACAAACCUCCCUGAAGUGUAUAUAAGCUCCUGUUCUCCUCUUCAACUUCAGAUCUUCCUGCUCCU